Molecule: messenger RNA, 2134 nt
Organism: Rhododendron vialii
Lineage: Eukaryota; Viridiplantae; Streptophyta; Magnoliopsida; Ericales; Ericaceae
Product: aspartyl protease APCB1
Exons: 8
Coding region: 92-1909 (605 amino acids)
Biological process (GO): proteolysis
Molecular function (GO): aspartic-type endopeptidase activity
Source: RefSeq, a predicted model, not a curated record
UAGAGAGGGAAAUCUAUUCUUUGGAUUUGGUUCCCGUUUCAUCUUCUUCAUGCUUUCUCUUUCUAAGAGAGAGAGAGAGAGAGAGAGAUAGAUGGAGUCCGGCCAGUCUCCUCAACUGAAAGGAUUUGUCAUCAUCACUCUCCCCCCGGCUGAUAACCCUUCUCUAGGCAAAACCAUUACCGCCUUCACGCUCUCCGACUCACCUCCAACCCCACCUCAACCCAGCCAACCAGACUCCCAACUUUCUCAACAAUCACCAAUUCCCACCCGAUCACUGCCAAAUCCCCCACGUCAACUCUCACUCAGAAUAUCCCACUUCGGCAACCCUAGGUUCCUUCUGGGUCUUCUGGGUAUCUCUCUUGCUGCUCUAAUUUUGUGUUUUUACGCAUCUCCGAAUGCCCUCUUCGAAUUACGCGAUUCUAAUUCUAAUGAUGAUGAUCGAGGACCCAGUUCCUUCGUCUUUCCUCUGUACCCGAAAUUGGGUACUUCUAGACAGAUGGCAAAAGGAGAUGUUCAGCUUAAAUUGGGUGGGAGGUUUGUGAGGAAAGAUUCAGUGAAUUUGGCUGCGCAGUUGGACGAUCCAACCGGUCUCGAAGAGAAAGCCCAAUUGGGUUCGAUCCAUUCAGCUGCGAUUUUACCUGUGAGGGGUAAUAUAUUUCCAGAUGGAUUAUAUUUCACAUACAUGCUUUUGGGAAGUCCUCCAAAACCGUAUUAUGUCGACAUUGAUACUGGGAGUGACUUAACAUGGAUCCAAUGUGAUGCUCCAUGCGUAAGUUGUGCUAAGGGACCGCACCCUUUGUAUAAUCCCAGAAAAGGAAAAAUCAUACCUUCCAAGGAUUCAUUGUGUGUUGAAGUUCAGAGAAAUCAGAAGACUGGAGAUUGCGAGACAUGUCAUCAGUGUGAUUACGAACUAGAAUAUGCCGACCAAAGCUCCUCCAUGGGGGUACUUGCCAGGGAUGAUCUCCAUCUAAUGGUUGCGAAUGGAUCAUUUACAAAGUCAAGUGUUGUUUUUGGAUGUGCAUAUGACCAGCAAGGAUUCCUCCUAAAUGCGUUGGCAGCGACGGAUGGGAUUCUUGGCCUUAGCCGGGCUAAAGUCAGCUUACCUUCUCAAUUGGCAAGUCAAGGAAUCAUUAACAAUGUUAUAGGCCAUUGUCUCACCACUGAUGCAGGAGGUGGUGGAUAUAUGUUCUUUGGUGACGGCUUUGUGCAUUACAGGCAAAUGGCAUGGGUCCCCCUGCUUAACAGUCCUUCCACGAACUUUUAUCAGACAGAGGUCAUCAGAAUGAGUUAUGGACAUAGGAAACUCAGUUUCGGUGGUCAGGACAAUGGACUAGCUCGGGUAGUUUUCGAUAGUGGAAGUUCUUACACAUACUUCACAAAACAAGCGUAUUCUGAUUUUCUUGUUUCUCUUGGAGAUGUUUCUAGCAAAGGUCUCGUCCAGGAUCCAUCCGACUCGACAUUGCCUGUUUGUUGGCGAUUUAAAUUCCCAAUAAGGUACCCUACGAGCAUAGGGCAGCAUAAUUCAAUUACAUUGCUUUGGGUUUGGCUGUUUCAAUUGACCAAAAGUGUGCAUCUGUAUGACUGCAGCUCUGUUUCAGAUGUCAAGCAAUUUUUUAAACCUUUGAUUCUUCAAUUCGGAAGCCAGUGGUGGAUCGUCUCUAGAAAGCUUCGUAUCUUGCCGGAGGGUUACUUGAUCAUGAGCAAAAAAGGCAAUGUGUGCUUGGGUAUCCUUGAUGGAAGCAAAGUACAUGAUGGGUCUACUGUUAUACUUGGAGACAUCUCGCUUCGUGGACAGUUGAUUGUAUAUGACAAUGUGAACCAGAAAAUUGGGUGGGCACAAUCAGAUUGUGUCAAGCCACACAGUUUCAACAGUCUUCCAUCAUUUGGAGGUGUGGAUCUUCCGAGUUGAGGACAAUACUAUUUUUCCCUUGUAAAUAUCAAAACUUCAAUCCCUGCUGCUGAGAACCUUCUGUACCCUGCAUUAUGUCAUGUCUACAUAGACUUUGCUUAGGAGGAAAUGCGGCUUCAUCAGUUACUAAUGCAGUUUGGAUGCAUAACAUAAUAUUCAGCACUGUAUGUACACUUACAUAUUAGGUUGCAUGGAUAAGAGCUCUCUCUUAAAUGUUUGGUUGCA